Molecule: messenger RNA, 2048 nt
Organism: Oncorhynchus keta (chum salmon)
Lineage: Eukaryota; Metazoa; Chordata; Actinopteri; Salmoniformes; Salmonidae
Product: malate dehydrogenase, cytoplasmic-like
Exons: 10
Coding region: 35-1297 (420 amino acids)
Biological process (GO): malate metabolic process; oxaloacetate metabolic process; tricarboxylic acid cycle
Cellular component (GO): cytosol; mitochondrion
Molecular function (GO): L-malate dehydrogenase (NAD+) activity
Source: RefSeq, a predicted model, not a curated record
ACGUACACAGCUGAAGCAUACUGUACUGUCAAAGAUGUGUAAAACUAACCCAGCGUACUGUACUGUCUUUGGUACUAUCACCGAUAGAGCAAUUAGAGUAAGUUAUACAAAUAUCUGGUACUACUGUCUUUGGCUGAAGAAUUUCCGAAUACAUUUCCCGAGAGCCACCAGCUUUGCGGCGCAUGCCUAUAAACGAUGUCCUGGCCACCUCGUGACCACUCUGAUUUCAAGAAAUAGGGGUGACCUCUUGUUGCUAGAACAGUGGGAGAAUAGUCCAAGUUACCAUACAAAGAUGUCUGCUGAACCUGUUCGUGUUCUGGUGACCGGCGCUGCUGGGCAGAUUGCCUACUCCUUGUUGUUUGGCAUCGCCAAGGGAGAUGUGUUUGGCAAAGAUCAGCCAAUCACCCUGAUCUUGCUGGACAUCACCCCCAUGUUGCCAGUCCUGGAUGGCGUGGUCAUGGAGCUGCAGGACUGUGCCCUCCCACUCCUCAGAGAGGUCAUCCCCACGGACAAGGAGGAGGUUGCCUUUAAGGACCUGGACGCUGCUAUCCUGGUGGGCUCCAUGCCCAGGAGAGAGGGUAUGGAGCGGAAGGAUCUGCUCAAGGCUAACGUGGCCAUCUUCAAGAGCCAGGGGGCCGCGCUGGAGAAGUAUGCCAAGAAAACUGUCAAGGUCCUGGUGGUAGGUAACCCAGCCAACACCAACUGUCUGAUUGCAGCCAAGUCUGCCCCGUCCAUCCCCAAAGAGAACUUCUCCUGCCUCACCCGUCUGGACCACAACCGCGCCCGUUCUCAGGUUGGGAUGCGCUGCGGCGUGCCGGCCACCCAGGUAAAGAAUGUGAUAAUCUGGGGCAACCAUUCGUCCACUCAGUACCCAGACGUCCACCACUGCAAGGUCAACAUGGCGGGCAGCGACCUGGCCUGCUUCGCCGCUGUCAAGGACGAUGACUGGCUCAAAGGGGCCUUCAUUUCUACAGUGCAGCAGAGGGGUGCUGCGGUUAUCGCGGCCAGGAAGCUGUCCAGUGCCAUGUCUGCAGCCAAGGCUAUCUGUGAUCACAUGAGGGACAUCUGGUCAGGCACUCCUGAGGGAGAGUUUGUCUCCAUGGGUGUCUACUCCAGCAGUAACUCCUAUGGUGUCGCUGAAGACCUCAUCUACUCAUUCCCUGUUCACAUCAAGGACAAGCAGUGGAAGAUUGUGGACGGGUUGGCCAUCAACGACUUCUCCCGAGGCAAGAUGGACGCCACGGCAGCCGAGCUGGUGGAGGAGAGGGACACCGCCGUCACUUUCCUCAGCGCUUGACUACGCUCCCAGCCACGGCAACCAACCCGGCAACAGCACUUGGACGCAGAACCCAUACCUCCAGACUCGCGUCUGUGAUGCUGCAUUCACGUGCUACUCAGAACUUAGGAAACUCUGGAAUAUCCAACUUGGAAGUUCCAUAUGAACGGUUUAACUUCAUAUGUUUUACAGCAAUUUUUUUUUUUUUUGACCUGAGUUUCUGCUCAUUCUGAUAGCACAUGAACAUGGCAUGAUACACUCACUGCAGCAGCUCUGUGUCCAAAACAUUAAUGUUACACACUUCUGAACAGGUUAUCCCUGUUUGGAUGGUUACCAUGCUUACCAUGGAAUGGAGAAUUGUUAUGGGUAGUUGAUGCACCAGUAGUUACUAUGACAAUCAUUGUUCUACUGUUAAAUUGUUGCUCAGUCAGAACAAUAAAAUCAGCAAACAAUGUAUAGUGUUUCUAGAUUUAACUUAAUAUUUUUGUGAAACAACUCUUGGUUGAAUUAAUAUUUACCCUCAUUUAUUUGUUUUGUUUACUAUUUGGCAUUUUCCCAUUAUGAUAUUUGACAAUCUGAAUGUGAUCACCACCUGUAAUCCUAUUUAUAAUCGUAGCAGGUGGUUAUGGCAUAGUCCUGCCACUAGGGGUAGCACAUUCUAAUCUGUAAAACCCAGGACAGUAGUGUAUCUAUGGUUAAUUGUUUCAAACCUCUGGAUAUUAUCUCCUGGAAUCACUCCUGACGAAACAAUAAAACAUUUAUCCUCAAAUGA